AUGGCGACAGAAUACAAAUUCGAGGGAUGGAUGGGGCUGGAUGCCGACUCUGCCAAUGGUAACAUGGUCUGGCAGGAGUACGAGCCUAAGCCUUGGGAGGAGACUGACAUCGACAUCAAGGUCACCAACUCUGCUGUCUGUGGAUCGGACGUCUGCACGCUUUCUUCAGCCUGGGGUCCGACUCCCUACCCUUGCGUCGUCGGACAUGAGAUCGUUGGCGUAGCUGUCCGAGUCGGGUCCAAGGCGGAGGGUGGCAUCAAGGUCGGCGACAUUGUGGGAGUUGGUGCUCAGUCCGAUUCAUGCCUGGGUCGUGAUGGUCCUUGCCAGGAGUGCAGCAAUAAUUGCGAGAGUUACUGCGCCAAGGUUGUGGGAACAUAUGCAUCGGUGCACCGCAAUGGGGCAAAGUCCUACGGCGGUCAUGGCUCAUACCACCGAUGCCCUUCGCACUUCGUGAUAAGAAUUCCCGAAGGUCUUGCGCCGGAACAUGCUGCUCCUCUCCUUUGCGGCGGGAUUACUGUGUAUUCACCCCUCAAGCACUUUGGUGCUGGCCCAGGCACGAAGGUGGCUGUCGCCGGUGCCAGCAAGCGUCAGGAAGCUCUGGAACUCGGCUGCGAUGAAUACAUCGCUACCGAUGACGAUGACGGCUGGGUAACGCACAACACUCGUCGAUUCCAUCUCAUCAUCUGCACCGUCUCCUCUGACAAGAUGCCGUUGCAAGAUUACGUCGACGCCCUGCGUUUCGAUGGCACUCUGGUGCAGGUUGGAGUUUUUAAAAAGCCAAUGCAGGUGGGAAGCCUGAACCUGGCUAUGGGCCGCCGCAGAAUAGCCGGGUCAAUCAUUGGUAGCCCCAGUGAAAUUCGCGAAAUGCUUCAACUGGUGGUAGACAAGAACAUUAAGCCAUGGGUCGAGAAACGGCCCAUGAAAGAUGCCAACCAGGUCAUGAUGGAUAUGCAGGCAGGCAAGGCGAGAUUCCGGUACGUACUUCAGAACUAG
Ustilaginoidea virens is the source of this 993-nucleotide messenger RNA. RefSeq lists its product as uncharacterized. Bases 1 to 993 code for a protein of 330 amino acids. Gene Ontology annotation, molecular function: zinc ion binding; alcohol dehydrogenase (NADP+) activity. The record is from RefSeq and is a predicted model, not a curated record. The transcript is spliced from 4 exons. NCBI's taxonomy places the organism in Eukaryota, Fungi, Ascomycota, Sordariomycetes, Hypocreales, Clavicipitaceae. Gene Ontology annotation, biological process: alcohol metabolic process.